Molecule: messenger RNA, 2343 nt
Organism: Amphibalanus amphitrite
Lineage: Eukaryota; Metazoa; Arthropoda; Thecostraca; Balanomorpha; Balanidae
Product: transient receptor potential channel pyrexia-like
Exons: 2
Coding region: 153-2063 (636 amino acids)
Biological process (GO): monoatomic ion transport; transmembrane transport
Cellular component (GO): membrane
Molecular function (GO): protein binding; monoatomic ion channel activity
Source: RefSeq, a predicted model, not a curated record
GGGAUGUCCGCUGUGGGGAUGGGUGGGGUGAACAGCACAGCCAGAGGCGGGCUGGGUCAGGUCACUGUCUGUGGGAGGGCCGCGUCAGAACAGCGCCGGGCGGCAGAGCAGACGGAGUUCGAGGAAGGGGAUCGAGGACAGUGCCGUCCGCCAUGGAUCCGGACCGGCGCGGCUCGGACCCGCUGGUGACCGAGCUGCGGCCGCUGCUGGCCGGCUCCCCGCCGCCGACCUCCGGCGACUCCCCGGCCCCGCUGCGCGCUGCCCACCUGCUGUACGAGGCGCUGGUGGCCCGCGACCUGCCGCGCUUCUCCGUCCUGCUGACGGCCCACUCGGGCCGGCCGGCCGUGCUGGACCACUGUCACGGGGACGGCUUCACCUGUCUGCAGUACGCCUGUGAGCAGCGGCUGGAGGAUUUCGUGGACGCCCUGCUGUCGGCCGGCGCUGACCCGUCUGUGGCCAGCCCGACCACCGGCCGGACGGCGCUGCACUGGGCGGCCGCGCGGGACGCCGCGUCCAUCACCGCCCGGCUGCUGCGCGGGGCGCCCCAGCCGGAGGUGAACGCUGAGGACGCGGCCGGCGCCACCCCCCUGCGGCUGGCGGUGCUGAGCGGUGGCUGGUCGGCCGCGCUGGAGCUGCUCAGAGCCGGCGCCGACGUCAGUGUGCGCUCCGACUCGGGCCGGCCGCUGCUGCACUCGAUCCCCGCCGAGAUCCUGGAGGAGUUCCUCGACAGCUGCGUCUACAGUAACGGCCGCUACGUCACCGACCGCGACUGCUGUAUCCGGCUCGACUACCGGCUCAUGUUCCCGCGUCUGCCGGCGGGACGGACGGUGUUUGAGACCGCGGCGCUGUUCCAUUUGUCCACCUCUCGCGAGCACAGACACCUGCUGAGGCACCCGCUGGUGGAGAGCUUCGUCGACCUGAAAUGGUGGCAGGUUCGGCCGUUCUUCCUGGCUGAUUUGGUCUACUACGUGCUGUUUCUGUCUCUGCUGACGACUCUGGUGGUUCUCCGUGCCGAGGAAGGGCCGAUGUCGACUGGCUCGCGUCUCCAAGGCCUCCGGUGGGCCACGCUAGCUGUCACAAUCCCCUCAAUGAUCACAAAGCUCGUCCAGCUGACGGCGGCGCCCACCCGCUACUCGCUGAGUGACCGGAACGGUCUGCUGAAGAUCCCGCUGCUCCUGAUGACACCCGUAUACCUGGGAGCGGACCUGGAGCGCGGCCAGAUGCUGCAGCUGUCCGCCAUGAUGAUGCUGUUUGCCUGGCUGGAGCUGUUUGCACUGCUCAGUCGUGUGCCCGUGUUCUCCAUCUAUGCACGGAUGCUGCAGACAGUACUCUGGCGGUUCGUUUCGUUCGUGUUCUGGUAUAUGGCGCUGAUUCUCGGUCUCACGCUCAGCACUUACAUCAUGUUCAAAGAGCGGAGCAGCACCCGGCGCCACCCGGUUGUGGCCUUCCUGCGUCCGUUCGUCAUGACGAUGGACAAGGUGGAUCUCAAGUCACUACCGAUUGACAACGACGCCUCGCUGCAACAGCUGCUCUUCAUUGCGCUGUUCUUCGUCAUGACGGUGACGCUGACGAACCUGGUGAACGGCCUGGCCGUCACAGACAUCGCCGUCAUGCGGAAACACGCGCGCAUCUUCAGCCUGGUGAGCCGGGUGCACCUGCUGGCCUACACCGAGUCGAUGAUGCUGGACGAGCCGUGUGAGUUUCUCGGGCAGCGGCGCUGCGGGGCGGCCUGGUGCGUCUCCGGCCGGCCGCGCGGCCGCUCCUGUCGGCCCGGGUCCUCUCAGUGGCCAGUGCCGCUCUGCUGGGUGCGCGGCGCCCGCUCCUGGCUGGCGCGGGCCAUCCGGCUGCGUCUGCGACUGCCCGAGGGUCGGCUGUGCCUGUACCCGAACCGCUGUGGAUUGGAGAAGGCGCUGCGGCGCGGCCGUCCCCCUCCCACGGAGCCGGCGCUGCCGCGCUGCUGGCGGUUCAGCACGGAGCUGGUGGCGGCCGCGCGGCGGCUGGCGCUGCAGCCGACACCGCGCGCGGCCUGGCGGUCCGCCUCUCACGGCUGGAGAGUCGCCUGAGCGGCCAGCCCGAUCACGGGCCGUGAGCGGCGGCACGGGAAACGACUCACGGGCCGUGACUGGUGAGACGACACGGCCGUGAGCGGCGGGACGAGACACAUACCGACGUUUUGGUGUGUUCAUCCGUCAUGACUUGUCUGAGAAACGAUGUUCAGCACUGGAGUUCCAAACAGCUCCCUAAUUGCUACCUAUUUAUGUGUGGCUGUUGGUAUAUAUUUUUUACAGCGUUUGCAUGGUUGGUGGUCUGUUAUUUUGCGCAAUAAAUGGAUUUUCAAAGAAA